Megalops cyprinoides (Indo-Pacific tarpon) is the source of this 944-nucleotide messenger RNA. It is a transcript of the gene rrp7a, whose product is annotated as ribosomal RNA processing 7 homolog A. Gene Ontology annotation, cellular component: UTP-C complex; CURI complex. The transcript has 7 exons. The record is from RefSeq and is a predicted model, not a curated record. NCBI's taxonomy places the organism in Eukaryota, Metazoa, Chordata, Actinopteri, Elopiformes, Megalopidae. Gene Ontology annotation, biological process: ribosomal small subunit assembly; rRNA processing. Gene Ontology annotation, molecular function: RNA binding. Bases 17 to 862 code for a protein of 281 amino acids.
CGAGGGUAUAGUGAAGAUGGCUCCCUCCCAGAGAAAACAGUCCAGCGAGCCCUGUGUCAUUCCAGGGGGAUUUACAGCGCUGUCACUGAAGUUCAAGGCAGACAGCACCACCUGCCACACUGUGUGCGUGAAGGAACACAGAGUCCGGGCUGAGAAAAACUCCAGGAGACCCCUCGACAGGACGCUGUUCGCCCUCAACAUCCCCCCAUACUGCUCGGAGGAUGUUGUGAGGGAGCUGUUCUCUCAGUUUGGGCCCAUCCAGUCUGUGGAACUGAGGGAGAAGCCUGGCACGACUGACCCCAAGGAGUCAAAACUUUCCAAGUACUUCACACCAGCACAGAAGGAGGGGUUUAGAGUGGGCUAUAUUGUCUUCAAAAAUAGUUCCAGCGUGGCAGCUGCAAAGUCCCACCCAACUGACACGCCGUUAGUUGUCUCCACAGAUGAGCGGCCAGUCAGGACGGGCCUACAAAAAUGGGUACAUCAGUACAGUCAGUCAUUAGUUCAACCAGACAAGCUUCAAGAAGUGGUUGACAGCUUUAUGCAAGAGUACGACAAAAAGAAAGAAGAGGAGUCAGAAAGACUGAAGAAGGAAGCGGAGCAGCAGGAGGAGGAUGGGGAGGGGUGGGUGACGGUUACGCGGGCAAAGCGCGGGACCAAGGCCCGUCCCCACAGUGAGGUGGCCAACCAGAAAGCUCUGCAGAAGGAGGACAGGAAGAAGAAGAGGAAGGAGCUGCUGAACUUCUAUACCUGGCAGCACAGACACACGCAGAGAGAGCACAUUGCGGAGCUGAGGAGGAAGUUUGAGGAGGAUAAGCAGAGGAUUGCAGUUCUUCGAGCGCAGAGGAAAUUCCGCCCUUACUGAAUCCCAGCGUCCCAGUGUGCCUCUCCCCUCCUGUCCCAUCCCAUCGCUGUUCAGCCCACAUUUUAAACCACCUUUGCCCCUA